Malassezia pachydermatis is the source of this 1782-nucleotide messenger RNA. Its product is annotated as asparagine synthase. Gene Ontology annotation, molecular function: asparagine synthase (glutamine-hydrolyzing) activity. NCBI's taxonomy places the organism in Eukaryota, Fungi, Basidiomycota, Malasseziomycetes, Malasseziales, Malasseziaceae. The record is from RefSeq and is a predicted model, not a curated record. The transcript is spliced from 2 exons. Gene Ontology annotation, cellular component: cytosol. The coding region runs from base 1 to 1782 and encodes 593 amino acids.
AUGUCGCGUGUGAUUCGUCACCGUGGUCCUGACUGGUCGGGCUGUGUGGUUGUGAGCGAGGAGGACCCUAAAUCGAAGACUCGUGGAAGCGUCUUGUGCCAUGAGCGUCUUGCGAUUGUGGGUGUUGACUCGGGUGCGCAGCCGCUUGUGAGCGAGGACAAGAAGAUCUACCUGGCUGUGAACGGUGAGAUCUACAACUACCGUCAGCUGCGUGCGUCGCUGAAGAACAAGGUGCACUUCCAGACUGACAGUGACUGUGAGGUGAUCAUGUACCUCUACCGUGAGCACGGCGUGGAGUUCGUCAACAUGCUUGACGGUAUGUUUGCGUUUGUGCUUCUCGACACGACUGUGACGCCGCACCGUGUUGUGGCGGCGCGUGACCCGAUCGGUAUUACGACGCUGUACUAUGGCCGCUCGUUCGAGUUCCCUGGUGCGAUUUUCUUCUCGAGUGAAUUGAAGGCUAUUUCGGGCGAGUGUGAGCGUCUACACUCGUUCCCACCGGGCCACUACUACGACAGUGCGCGUGAUACUGGCCAAGAGAUGGUGCGCUACUACAACCCAUCGUGGUGGGACUCGGACCAAACUGGCCGUCUUCCGACGUCGCCGGCGGAUCUCUCGCUGAUCCGCACGACAUUGGAGAAGGCGGUGCGUAAGCGUCUCAUGAGUGAGGUCGCGUAUGGUGUACUGCUCAGUGGUGGUCUGGACUCGUCGCUGAUUGCGUCGAUUGCAGCGCGUGAGACGGAAAAGCAAGCGAUGGUGCAGCAAGUCGCGACGCACCACCCACGUGCGAAGGUGCGCCGCACGGAUGCUGCGGAGGAUGUGUCGCAGAACGCGGAGGAGCAGCCGCUGGUGGCGUGGCCGCGUCUGCACUCGUUCUCGAUUGGUUUGCCGGGCUCGCCAGACCUGCUCGCGGCGCGACAGGCGGCCGAGUUCCUGGGUACGGUGCACCACGAGUAUACCUUUACUGUGCAGGAGGGUCUGGAUGCGCUCUCUGACGUGGUGUACCACCUGGAGACGUACGACGUGACGACCGUGCGUGCCUCGACGCCCAUGUACUUGCUCUCGCGCAAGAUCAAGGCGACGGGUGUCAAGAUGGUGCUCUCUGGUGAGGGCUCAGAUGAAGUGUUUGGUGGUUACCUGUACUUCCACGCGGCGCCGGACAAGGAGGCGUUCCACCAGGAGUCGGUGAAGCGUGUGAAGAACCUGCACACGGCCGACUGCCUGCGUGCGAACAAGAGUACGAUGGCGUGGGGUCUGGAAGCGCGUGUGCCGUUCCUGGACAAGAAGUUCCUGGAUGUGUGUAUGAACAUUGACCCUGCGCAAAAGCAGUUCUCCAAGGGCAGUCUGCAGCAGAAGGAUGCGGAUGGCCGCCCGUACAUGGAGAAGUACAUCUUGCGCAAGGCGUUCGAUGUGAACCCUGACGACAUUGAGGCUGGCAAGAAGGUCGAGGGCUCGCGUCCGUACCUGCCGGAGAGCAUUCUCUGGCGUCAAAAGGAGCAGUUCAGUGACGGUGUCGGCUACUCGUGGAUCGACGGUAUGAAGGAGCACGCUGAAAAGAUCGUCAGCGACGAAAAGUUUGCGGAGCGCGAGAGUCGCUACCCGCUUGACACGCCUGAGACGAAGGAGGCGUACAUGAUCCGCGAGCUCUUCGAGGCGUGGUUCCCGUCGGACGCGGCGGCCAAGACGGCUGUGCGAUGGGUCCCACGUGGCGAUUGGGGUUGUGCUAGUGACCCGUCAGGUCGUAGUGUGGCCAUCCACGAUGCGGCUUACGACGAGGCUUGA